AUGAGGAGGUGGAAUAGCUGGACGUUUUUACGUCACAAGGCCGCAGACACGGAACAACCGUUUCCACAACUGGAACAGGCCUUUGAACUUCCGAGUGUUUUUCUGACUGUACAAUAUUCUGUUCUCUUGGGCUCUGGCGGCUACGGUCGGGCGCCGAUCAUAGAUGAAUCGGCUCCGAAUGCUACAUCAGAACCCGAAUACAAGACCUCUUCCUAUUUUGAACCCAGACCACUUUUCCGAAGUGGGUAUUUCGGCGACGUCUAG
Messenger RNA from Verticillium dahliae VdLs.17, 264 nucleotides. RefSeq lists its product as uncharacterized. The record is from RefSeq and is a predicted model, not a curated record. Lineage: Eukaryota; Fungi; Ascomycota; Sordariomycetes; Glomerellales; Plectosphaerellaceae. The transcript has 2 exons. Bases 1 to 264 code for a protein of 87 amino acids.